Molecule: messenger RNA, 2031 nt
Organism: Podospora anserina S mat+
Lineage: Eukaryota; Fungi; Ascomycota; Sordariomycetes; Sordariales; Podosporaceae
Exons: 3
Coding region: 1-2031 (676 amino acids)
Biological process (GO): cristae formation
Cellular component (GO): MICOS complex
Source: RefSeq, a predicted model, not a curated record
AUGUUGCGUACAUCGAUACGAUCAGUGAGGGCGCUGGGCAGCAGGCCUGCGGCUGCCGUUGCCGGGCGCCAAUGGCAGGCUUCCGCAGCCCGACGUGCGGUUGUCUCGGGUCAGAGAUUCUAUGCCGACGACAAGAAGCCCGUCGUCGACGAAGCAAAGCUUCCCGCCGCUGAGACCCUUACUGCCCCAACAACUCCCCCACCACCUCCUCCCCAGACUACCCCCGCCGCGACGAUUACUCCCGAGCAAGCACCCUUGACACCACCGGCCCCUGGCCCCGCCGUUGUACCCCCUCCUCCUCCUCCCGUCGCUCCCAUCGUCCCCAAGAAGAAGGGCUUCUUCCGCAGACUCCGCAACUUCCUCCUGAAGCUAGUACUUCUCGGUGUCCUCGGGUUUGGUGGCGGCGUUUGGUACUCCCGCAUCAAUGACAACUUCCACGACUUCUUCACCCAAUAUGUCCCCUACGGCGAGGAGGCCGUUCUGUACCUUGAGGAGCUCGACUUUAGGAAACGCUUCCCCAACGUUGCGAACCGGGUAACAGGCAGACGGGCCGAUACGGCCAGCGAGCAAGUCAGCAUCCCAGCCCAGAGCGGUGCGUCAUGGAGGGUGGCCGAUGGUGACCAUGCCGGCCGCCAGUCGAGCGGUGUGGCCCAAAAGGUUGUUGCUGCGAAGGACGCCGUCAAGGACACUGUCAAGGAUAUCGUCAAGCCCGAGCCUGCUGCUGUAACCAAGGCCAAGAAGGAGACUGCGGCUCUUCCCAAGGUCGAAGCCAAGGAUGCGGCUCUGGAGAAGAAGGUCAAGGGUGUGGAGGAGAAGAAGGAGGUUGCUGUGAUUCCGGCUGCCGCUACUUCUUCCAAGCCCAAGGAGUUCAGGGCCCCUGAUGUCAACGAGCCUUCUGUGUGGCCCCCUGCUUCGCCAAUCGAUCCUCUGUCUGUUCCCCAUGCCGACGACGCCAUCGUUCAACAAUUGGUUCAUAUGCUCAACGACAUCAUCACGGUGAUCAACUACGACGGUGCCGCCGACAAGUACUCCCAGACCAUCUGGAAGGCCAAGGAUGAGGUCAGCAAAGUCGGAGAGAGAAUUCUCAGCAUCAAGUCUGCCGCGGAGGAAGAGGCUGCCAAGCAGGUCAAGGCCCGCAUCGACUCAUUCGACAAGCAUGCCAACGACCUUGUGUCUCGUUUGGAGGCUAUCAUGCUGGCCCAGGAGCAGCAGUGGCGUCAGGAGUUUGAGGCUGAGGUUGAGAGAUUGAAGCACAACUACGACGACAAGAUCAAGCUGAUUCAGGAGCGUGAGCAGAAACUUUCUGAGCAGAAGCUCCAGAACAAACUUUUGGAGCAAGCUGUCGAGCUGCAGCGUCAGUUUUCUCGGGACAUCAAGAAGCAUGUCGAGGAGGAGCGUGAAGGACGUCUUGGCCGUAUCGAGUCUCUCUCCAGGGCUGUCUCUGAGCUCGAGAAGCUUACUACUGGUUUGAACGAGGUCGUUGACACCAACCUGCGCACCCAACAACUCCACGUCGCUGUUGAGGCCGUCCGUGCCAGCUUGGAGGAUGCCCACCACCCCCGGCCAUUCAUCAAGGAGCUUGUCGCUCUCAAGGAGAUCGCCGCUGACGACCCGGUUGUCGAUGCGGCCAUCGCCUCCAUCCACCCUUCUGCUUACCAGCGCGGUAUUUCUACUUCCGCCGAGCUGAUUGACAGAUUCCGCCGCGUUGCCGCCGAGGUGCGCAAGGCGUCUCUUCUUCCCGAGGAUGCUGGUGUCGCUAGCCACGCCUCUAGCUACCUCUUGAGCAAGGUGAUGUUCAAGAAGCAGGGCUUGGCGGCCGGUGACGAUGUUGAGAGCAUUCUUACCCGCACUCAAACCUUCUUGGAGGAGGGCGACCUUGACAACGCGGCGCGUGAGAUGAACACCCUUGGUGGGUGGGCCAAGACGCUGAGCAGGGACUGGCUGAGCGAGGUGCGCAAGGUGUUGGAGGUGCAGCAGGCUUUGGACGUCAUCACAACCGAGGCCAGACUGCAAAGUUUGAAGGUGGAGUAA